Cylas formicarius (sweet potato weevil) is the source of this 899-nucleotide messenger RNA. RefSeq names its product EKC/KEOPS complex subunit TP53RK (gene Prpk). The record is from RefSeq and is a predicted model, not a curated record. Gene Ontology annotation, molecular function: ATP binding; protein serine/threonine kinase activity. NCBI's taxonomy places the organism in Eukaryota, Metazoa, Arthropoda, Insecta, Coleoptera, Brentidae. Gene Ontology annotation, cellular component: EKC/KEOPS complex; nucleus; cytosol. Gene Ontology annotation, biological process: protein phosphorylation. The coding region runs from base 101 to 778 and encodes 225 amino acids. The transcript has a single exon.
AGCCUUUAUCGGCCUUGCUGUGAUAAACAUCAAGUUCCAGUAUAUAUUGUCACUAUUAUCUAUGAAAAUUAAAUUAUCUUGGUGGACUGAAAAUUAAUCAAUGGAGGGUUUUCAAUUAAUAAAACAAGGUGCUGAAGCCAAGCUCUAUCAGGGCAUGUAUUUAGGAAAAAAUGCUAUCGCGAAAGAACGAUUCGUAAAAAAAUACAGACAUUCUCAUUUGGAUACUGCCCUAACUAAAGAACGCAUGAAGGCAGAAACGCGAGCGAUAGUCCGUUGCAAGGCUGCAGGAAUUCGCACACCCACAAUUUAUCUAGUUGACUUUGAUAGGCGAACAAUAUUCAUGGAGUACUUCAUUCAUAAUGUUACAUUAAAAGACUUUAUUGAAAUGGCAUUAAUGGAUCAGUUAUUAGAAGUUUGUUAUAAUGUAGGUACUAUUAUAGGCCAAAUGCACGAAAGUAAUAUUAUUCAUGGAGACCUAACAUCAUCAAACAUACUGCUUUAUAAUAAAUUUAAUAAUGAUACCUUCUCCAAUAUAAAAGACUUAAAUUUGGUAUUUAUUGAUUUUGGUUUGGCGCAUAUGGAUCCUAGUACUGAAGACAAAGGUGUUGAUUUGUACGUGUUGGAACGAGCUCUACUUAGCACACAUAAGGUGGCAGACAUUAUAUUUUCCAAAAUAAUUGAAGGAUACAAAAAAAGUUAUAACAAGGGUUUUAAGGAGGUGCUCUCUAAAUUUGAAGAAGUGAGAGCUCGUGGAAGGAAAAGGACAAUGGUGGGCUGAUUUGUUGGAAGAUUGCCGAUAUUUUCGGUAGAUUUCUACUAAGUUUCGAAUUGUUUUCUAUUAAAAUAAACAUUUUUGCAAGUAUUUGUUUUGAUAUUUAAGAUGGUUUAAAUGAUGGAAC